AUGGCGUCUUCUAGCGCCAUCCGCUUCGUCACUGGUUCUAAAAAGUCCCCUCUGGGCUCUCUGCAUCUCCAGCUUCGCGUGAAACCGGGAGCCAGCAAGAAUCGCGAGGGUGUCAUAGCUGUGACUGACGACGCCAUUGAACUGUGUGUUUCUGCUCAGGCAAGAGAGGGCGAGGCCAACAAGGCUGUUGUUCAGGUCCUCAGCGGAAUCUUGGGCAUACCAAAGUCCAGUUUACAGUUGACACAUGGCAUGAAGUCGCGCGACAAGACAGUUGUUCUCGGUGGAGUCAAAGGCGAUGGGGAGGACUAUGCAAGAAGUAUUCGUGAGAUAUUAGAUAGGGCUGCUGAGGAAUGA
This is a messenger RNA of Fusarium coffeatum, 354 nucleotides long. RefSeq lists its product as uncharacterized. NCBI's taxonomy places the organism in Eukaryota, Fungi, Ascomycota, Sordariomycetes, Hypocreales, Nectriaceae. The transcript has a single exon. Gene Ontology annotation, cellular component: cytoplasm. The record is from RefSeq and is a predicted model, not a curated record. The coding region runs from base 1 to 354 and encodes 117 amino acids.